UGACGCUUCAGGUCAUGUGAUCAUUUCCUCUGGUUUUAAGAGCAGCUCUCAGUCACACUGAGUCAGUGUUUGUCAGUGAGCAGAGGAACAUGGCUUCAUUCUUCCUCAGCUUGUCCCUCUUCUUCAUCACUGUCUGCGCAGAAGAUGGAUUUCUGCAUUAUAUGGUAGCUAGUUGUGAGUUUAACUCCACUGAGCUGAACGGCAUUGAGUUCACCCAGUCGUACUUAUACAACAAACUGGAGAUCGUCACGUUCAGGAGCAGCGUGGGGAAGUUUGUUGGAUACACUGCGUUUGGAGAGAGACAAGCUAAGAACUGGAACAAUGGUCCAGAGGUGGCCAGGGCGAGAGCUCAGAAGGAGGCUUACUGCUUAAACAACAUUAGAAGUGAUACAGAAAAUGCUCUGACGAAGUCAGUCGAACCCUCAGUCAGACUUCACUCUUUGGCGCCACCUGCUGGCAAACAUCCCACCAUGCUGGUCUGCAGCGUCUACAGCUUCUACCCCAAACUGAUCAGAGUGAGCUGGCAGAGAGACGGACAGGAAGUCACCCAUGAUGUCACUUCCACUGAUGAGCUGGCAGACGGGGAUUGGUUCUACCAGAUCCACUCCCACCUGGAGUACACGCCCAGGUCUGGAGAGAAGAUUUCCUGUGUGGUGGAACACGCCAGCCUGAGUAAACCUAAGAUCACUGACUGGGAUCCAUCCAUGCCUGAGUCAGAAAGAAACAAGAUCGCCAUCGGAACCUCAGGACUGAUCCUGGGUCUGACCUUAUCUCUGGCUGGAUUCAUCUACUACAAGAGGAAGGCCCGAGGGCGAAUCCUGGUUCCCAGUAACUGAGCUGGUCCUGGUCCUGGUCCUGGUCCUGUUGCUGUUUCCUGAUGGAAGAAUAAUAAUUCGCUGCUGCUUCAACCUGCUUUCUGUUUUCAGCUCAGUCGACUCAGUGCUGCCAUCUGCUGGACUGGCUGAACACCAGUUUAUCUGAUGGUCUGUGCUGUUCUGAUCCCGACCCAGUCCUGUUCUCCAUUAGGACUGGGGUGCUUCCUCUGACAGUCCAGGAUCUGGUCUGAUCCAGACUCUGGUGUAUCAGCUGGAUCACAAACACCUGAUUAGUAGCUUCACGGUGUGAAAUCUAUAUUUUUCCAUCUUCCUGUUGUCAAACUGUUUUAAAUCCUCUUUGAUCCAGAUCUCAGGUUUCUAUAUUCUUACUGUUUUCUAAUCACAAUAAAGUUUGAAACUAAGAAACACAAA
Messenger RNA from Platichthys flesus (European flounder), 1247 nucleotides. RefSeq names its product H-2 class II histocompatibility antigen, E-D beta chain-like. The record is from RefSeq and is a predicted model, not a curated record. NCBI's taxonomy places the organism in Eukaryota, Metazoa, Chordata, Actinopteri, Pleuronectiformes, Pleuronectidae. Bases 90 to 836 code for a protein of 248 amino acids. The transcript is spliced from 6 exons. Gene Ontology annotation, cellular component: MHC class II protein complex; membrane. Gene Ontology annotation, biological process: immunoglobulin production involved in immunoglobulin-mediated immune response; peptide antigen assembly with MHC class II protein complex; positive regulation of T cell activation. Gene Ontology annotation, molecular function: MHC class II protein complex binding.